Drosophila serrata is the source of this 1675-nucleotide messenger RNA. RefSeq lists its product as uncharacterized. Gene Ontology annotation, cellular component: transcription regulator complex; nucleus. Gene Ontology annotation, biological process: regulation of transcription by RNA polymerase II. NCBI's taxonomy places the organism in Eukaryota, Metazoa, Arthropoda, Insecta, Diptera, Drosophilidae. The record is from RefSeq and is a predicted model, not a curated record.
GAUAUAAUAUAAAUUAACGUAAAAUGUUAAAUUCAAAAUGUUAUACAUGUAUCGAUAUAUCGCGCUUAAAUAAAUACCCCCCUUAUAUCGAUAUUGUCAUCGAUGGUCGUCCACCACUAGCUGCCAAUAACAAUAAUAAACAAAUACGAAUAGAAUAAUACUCCUGACCACAAAUGGACGACGGCGAACUGGUCAAACUGAUUGAGAGCCACAAGAUCCUAUACGACAAGGACAGCGCCCGAAGCGUAAAGAAUGCGGCGCUAAAGGACGCGGCCUGGAAGGCAAUCUCCCUGAAAAUGGGCGCCUCCGAACGGGCCUGCAUCACGCGCUGGAAGAGCAUCCGUGACAGGUUCGGUAAGGAGUUCCGACGUUUCCAGGAGCGACCCGAUGAGCCCACCUACUGGGACAUGUUCCCACGCCUGCUCUUCCUCAAGGACCACUACAAGCAGGGCCUGGUCAAGAACGAGUGUCUGGACGGAAUGCGAUUCGCGACGCGGGAGCAGCGACGAAGGCCCAAAGCAGAUGCAGAGCCGGACAAGCGCCGCAGGGGCGAGGAGGAGGAAGAGGACUGCCAGGACGACCUGCUCAACGAACAACUCAUUGAGCUAGUAAAGAUGCAUCCAGUGCUAUACGACCGUCACAAGAUUCGGGUGUCCAAGAACCUUGCAGCCAAAAACGAGGCUUGGCGGAAGAUCUCGGAGAACCUUAAUGUGUCUGAGGAGCUUUGCUAUAAUCGGUGGAAAAAGUUGCGGGAUCGCUUCGCGAGGGAGUAUAGAAACCAGCAAAUUAACCAGGCCACGCCAAUUACCUGGCGAUAUUACAAGGAACUGCUUUUCCUGGGCCGCCACUUUCGCAAGGGAGUACCGCUGAUCCUGGAGAAUAUCAAACGACGUGGCCGACCGCCCAAGUCAACAAACUCUCCCUGCAAUCCCGCAAAGCAGGGAACAGUCAUGGAAAUCUCGAGUGGCGAGCAAAUCUGGGGUGCCGAUUAUCCCUACAGCACGGAUAACGACGACAUGGAAGAUGAGCUGGAGCUGCCCUAUGACGAUAGCCAGGAAAUCGAGAUCAUUUCCGAGGCAGAGCAGACUACGCCCUACGACUUCAUUCUCACCGAGGCCACGCAAUCUCAGGUAUUGGAGCCACCGCAGCAGCUACAGGUGACCACUACGACGCCAGCGAUGAGCGAAGAGAUGGUUCACACACUUGAUAGAAGCCAUCCCACCGGAGAGGAGCUGUCCUCCCUCGUCGAUGACUUCCCACCAACUGCCACCGCCGACAAGCUCCUGAGCACUGUGAUAGCCAAUAUGGAAACUGUGCUGCAGCAGUCGAGAGAGCUGCAGGUUCAAAUUCAACAGGAUCAGCUGGAUCAGGAGAAGGAGCGGCGCAGUGCUGGGCCGGAGAACAGCCUUCUGGCCAAGGCUCAGAUGCUGCUGGAUGGCCUGAGUCCCUUAGAGCGCUCGAAUGCUGAGCGCAAGAUUGUGCAGUUCCUGUGCCAGUGUCAGAUCAAGGCUCUGGAUGGGGAGGAUAUUGAGGAUGUGGCCCCCUGCCAGCUAUUCAACUGAAGAAGUGCGGUAAUGAUUGGGGUUCCUAUUAGUUAAUUGUGAGUAAAGCGAAUAAUAUUAAUAAGUUAUAAACACAUAGUAUUAAGCUGAAAAUAUUGUUUAAUCAGACUAAG